UGCGUUCGUGAUACUCACCAGUCGGUCGCUAGUCUAGUGAACAUGGCCGAAAACAAUGGCAAUAGUUAUUGAGCAAACUGCCCGUUCAUUCGACAAUUGUCAACAAAUCAUUUAUUCCCAAUGUAAUUGAGUUUUUAACUGAGCGGCUUUAACGGGAGCUAAAACGCACGAGAGUUGCCAGGGCCAGGCUUUUAUCUACUCGUGAGCCGAGUCAAGGGAAUGACGAGUGCCCUGAAAAAUUAAGGCUUACCCAAGUCAAUUACAGUAUGGACAAAUAAUAAUUGCAACCAAGGGCCAAAAAAACCAAAGAACAAAAUAGAAAGACGUAAGCAACGUUAGCCAGUCUUCUAAUGCCGCAUAGUGGAUAGUAUUAUGGCAACGGUUAUUCAAAAGAAUGGCAUGAAACCUCUAACGAAUGGAACCUUAAAUCACGUUGAGAAUGUGGAUAGCCUGGAUAACGCAGCGAUAUGUGCCGAAUCAGAGAAGGGCGAAAAACUAUACAAAUGUUCAACCGAGACGGAAGAAGCGGAGACGGAAGCACCUCCAGAGAUUGAUAUUCUGAUAAGAAACGUUGUGUGCAAUUUCAGCGUACGAUGCCACUUGAAUCUUCGUGAGAUCGCGCUUACCGGUUCCAACGUAGAGUAUCGACGAGAAAACGGCAUGAUAACGAUGAAGUUUCGAAGACCUUACACAACAGCAACGAUCUGGUCAUCGGGGAAGGUGACUGUCACCGGUGCGGAGACUGAGGCUGAGUCGUACGUAGCAGCUCGUAGAACAGCGAGAGCUUUGCAGAAGCUCGGUUUCAAUGUUCGCUUUAGAAAUUUUCGAGUCGUUAACGUAAUGGGAACUUGUCUCAUGCCGUGGGCAAUUAAAAUAACUCCUUUCUCGAUGCGAUAUAGAGAAAAUGCUGACUACGAGCCAGAGUUACAUCCGGGUGUGACGUACAAAAUUCCGGAACUCGGGGCCUCUUUGAAGAUAUUCUCAACCGGAAGUGUCACGAUCACAGCACCAAGCGUGGCCAACGUUGGGGCAGCGAUCGAACAGAUAUUCCCGCUAGUCUACGAAUUUCGAAAGAAGCGUACACCGGAAGAAGAGUUGGCGAUAAUAGCGAGACGACGAAAGGCAGCAAAGCGCAGUCGACAAGAGUUCCUAAACGAUCCAGACCCGAUGAUAAUGGAGGAUCCAUUGAUGUCGGAAGCUGAGGAAGAAGAGGAAGAAGAGAUGUUGGUUGAAAGCGAUGCGAGCUGGGACUAAUUUCCUGGGAAUCGCUUCAGAAAUCUUUUUCGUAUACUUUCUCUCUGUCUUCUUUCCGUAUCGAAAGUGCUAUUGAAGUGUGUCUGGCUGCUGCACGUUCGUUCAUAUCCCCGAGAAAGAGAAUGAGAAACAGAGGGAAAGGAAGAGAGGAAAAAACCACGAGAAUCAACAUCGUCGAUUUACGAUGUUCACGCCUGUGUGUUUUCCUAUCACAUGUGUAAACAAACAAAAAACAACUGAGAAAAAAGGAAAAGACGUGGAACGAAUGAUCAAGGAAUAAGUGCUCGAGGCGAGUGAAGUGAGUGCAUGGUGAAAUAUGAAAGAAGAACGGAAUAAAAAACUUGAAAGUUCCGUGACUCUCAAAUCGCAUCGAGGUUCGAUCAUUGUAUCGCUACUCUUCUAUUCAUUAUUAUUAUCAUUAUAAUUAUUGCUAUUAUUAUUAUAUUAUUACUAUUAUGAUUAUGAUUAUUGAUUAUUACUAUGAUGAUGAAGGUGAUAACGUUUAUCAUCGAGACGUGGUAAGCGCGGAAGUGUCGAACGCGUUAACGAACAAUUUCGUAGAAAAGAAACAAACAGCAAUUGAAGAUUGCAGACACCAAUUUUAUCUCUAAUGAUCGUGAACUUAUCCGUAAGCUCUGCAAUGGGGACAGACAAAUAUCAUCGAUUAACCGACGAUUUAACAAAAAAUCGUUAUGUUCGUUAGCAAUAUUCUCCCUCCCCCCACGGGCCCUAUUAUUGUCCUGUCAUGGACAAAAAUGUAGAGCGACUAAAGUAUAAGAGGAGAAAAACAUAAGCGUAUGUUGGCAAAUCUCGAUUAACACCAAGUUUUCAAAGUAUCCGACGAUUUUCGGCCCAAUUGUUGAUCGUCCUUUUUUAAUUUAAGUAUAGCGAUCGAAUUUCAGUCGGGAUGAAAUGACGCGACUCGUUCACUGAGGGUAUAUUCUUUCCCCUUCCCUCUUUCUCAUAUUGUUUUCCCCGUUUUUUUUGUAUUUUUUUUCUUUUUUAAAUUAAUUAACUUACCGUGCCAAAGAUGGAUGUUCAAAAUUGUUGAGGCGAAGCUUAGGUUGGCAAACUUGUGCCUUUCGAGCUAAAUAAUUUUGUUCAUUUUCUAGAAUAAGAAUAGACCUCAUUUUUCUUUUGUUUUUGUUCAUUUUUUUGUUUUCUUUUCGAAUCGUCCAAUCUCCUUCGUUGCUUUCUCUCUUUCAGUUUACCUCGGAAUGGAACGAUAACUAUUCGAUUCGUUCCUUUUUUCGCUUUGAUAUUUAUAAUCGUAUACCGACGAGGAUUCGUCGAGCAGAGUGUCGCGAAUUCAUUGCACCCUACUCCAGAACCCCUGACUCUUCAUUCAAUUCGCAAAUAUCGAAAAAUUGUUGUCUAGAAAUAGAAAUUCUUCAUAUAAAUGCUCGUAUAGAUAAAUAAGUUUAUGUAUAUAUUUAAUAUAAAUAAAUAUAUACAUGAAUACAAUUAUUUAUAUGAUUUAUAUGUAAUGAUAAAUAUAGAUGAACAACGAGCGGUAGAAAAUUCCGCUCGAGCAUUUUUAACGAUAACGAUAGAGCGUAGAAGAUUACAAUAGUUCGUAGUUUGUAGGAAUGUAAUUAGAAGAAAAAAAAAGAAGAAGAAACGUGUCUUACGGGGAUAUGUCAUUUUUCGUAAAGGAUCCGGCGGUACAUCGCGCAAAUGGUUCUCUUUGUUUUUUUCCUUCGAUUGGGUCGGAUUACGUAUAUGAUUGGGAAAUCGACAUUGUUGUUGAGAAAAAAAUUGCCCUAUUCUCGCUGUAUCAUCACUUGGUCUUUUUGUUUUCUAUUUGAAGGAAUAUUAAAGCCCGAUCAUUACAGUAGAUCUUUGUACUUCAUCUUGUAAGAUCCGUAUUUUUUUUUUCUUCUGAUUCUGAAAAUCCUUAGAACAACUAAUAAAUUUUCAUAAAUAUUUCUUUCUUCUAUUUUUAUUCAUUUAUUUAUUGUAUCGAAGAUUGCGGCUCAAAAAAUUCACUCUGAACGCGAAAGGAGAGAUUUUCUUUUUUUUCACGAUCGAACAGGAGCUUAAACAAUAUUUAAACAUACACGCUCAACAUUUCUUUUCAUCCUAUUAUUGUGAACGAACGUCACCGAUGCGGAGAUCGAAACAUGUAGCGAUUUCUUAAGCACUGUGGACGCACGUCCUUAUUUCUCGAACAUUAUCAUAAAAUAGAGCACUCUGAAAAAUGAUCACAAAAGUGUUGUGACGUCUUUCGUGCCAUAAGCGAACAUUUCUCAUCACGACGAGACAAUCGAUGUUUCAUUGAAUCACCAAAAAAAAAAACACCACAAACCUUGUAUAUUCAUAUUUUUCUUUUUUCUUCAUAUUUUGUUUCGUUUUUAUUUUUUAUUACGCUAAAAUCACUGCCUUGGGACUCGAUGAACGAGACAAACAACAAAAUCGGGCUGAACUCGCUCGAAUCAUCUCGCAAUUUUUUUGUACUUUCAAGGAAUUUUUCUCUUUUUUUUUUUGUCCUUUUGUUUCGUUUUUUCAUACGUUUUUGAGCUCUCCCGUGAUUAUUUUCUGUUUAAACUUGAAUUCGUACUGCUUUAAUACACUGACAAUUCUUACAAUAACGUGUGUACGGGUAUGCGUUUCUGCGAAUACAUGAGGGUGCGUGGGUGCGUGGGUAGCCCGAUGCGAAAAUAAGAGAUCUGUGAGUUUCGAAAAUCGGCCUUCCGUUGUUGAUGUAAUUUUUUUUAAUGGCGCUAAUAUUCCAAGUGAACAAAAGAAAAAAACAGAUCCAAUGGAAACGAAGAGCAUGUCUCUUGUGUACAUGAUCGACAAAUAGGUCGGAAAUGUUAUUUAAGCCGGAAGGGGCAGUGGGGGAGGAGGGUGGAAAUGAAUAAAAGUUCACUCAAGAUUCGUUGAAAUUGUUGAAAAGAAGAAAAAACAUUGUAGAAGCAGUAGAAAAUGUUAAUCAAUAAGCAAUAAAGAAAACAAAAAUACGAAGUGUAGGUAAAAAAUAAACGAAUGAGAUCCUGACAGUUACGACGCUGCCACUCGUGUAUAUUUCAUUGAUAAGAAAACGAAUGUCCGAAAUAAGAAUAUAUAUUGAAAAGAGCUUUUCGAUUUGAGGACAAUACUCAUCGAGAUGUUUCUGUUCAUCUCAUAAAAUACUCCGAGGGUUUUUCGUUCGAGAUGCGAAUUUAUCCAACGAACGAGUUAUUAAAAAAUUUUCAAUUUCUAGAGUUCAAUUGUCAACUACUGUGUACUCUACAGAAUUUUUAUCGGUUAGAUGUUCUUAUGAAAUACAAAAAAAAAAUACUUUUCUUGGAAAAUGAACUCAAUCGAUUGCAUAAUCAAUUUUUUUUUGUUUUUUUUUUUCAUGGGAAAAAGGAUAUAUACCCGAUCCAUAAUUUAAAUAGAACGAUUUCACUUCAAAGCUGCUCUCGAAAGUAUUGUCGACCAAUUGUGAAAAAGGUGUGCGCAUAUGUAUGUGAGCGUGAGUGUGUGUUCCCCUCUUUGUACAUUUUUCAUCGACAAACGAAACUGGCGAGUUUCUUCAAUUCUCUUUUCCACCAAAAAUAACUGUUCGUGGCUCAUUAUUAUUUCGGCUUCCCGCAGCACUCGUUUCGAUCCCGAGAGUGACCUUAAAUAUUUCGAUUGGAAUUUAACUGUUGAUUCUGAAAAAAAAUCGCUGACCCCUGUAAAAUUCGGCACAAGCUCUUUAUAACACUGAAUGAGGAUAUCCAACAAAGCAAAACUAAAGUGAGGAUAAAAUUACGAAAAGCGAAAAAAACUCUAGCCAAAGGAAUAUUGGCCGAAAUCAUACGUAUUGAAUUAAAAACGCGCGCGCGCGUGUGUGUGUCCGAUUGUGUACGCGUGUGUGAAUGCAUCACGUAAACUAGCACGUAUUUAUAACGUUUAUGGAAAUGUGAAACGAGGGAAAAAUAAUGCAAGAGCAAGUAGAACACUAAAACAAUGAGAAGCAAUCCUGUUGAUCCGUGACUCAAGAUCAGCGGAAAUACACAAUUAAAGUUAUUGCCAAGUAGGGGGAACAUAUGAAUAAAUUUCAGUCGCACGUAAUAAUUGAGAACAUUGAUAAUGCUAUUUCGCCGACGAUAGAAGCAAAAGGGGAAUUUUGCGAUAAAGAAAUUUAAGAUCGUGUCCCCGUGCACACUCUUCUCACCAACUUUCAUUCCCACCUCUCCGCCCAAGAAACACACUGGCCGAUAAUGAUCUCCGUUAUAUGUGUAUACAAGACUGCUGUGAGAUGUGAAUGAAAGAUGAAAACUGAAAAUUGAGGAAAAAAAAAAUUUGUAUGUAAAUCGAAGGAAAUAAAAGUUGAAUUCUAAAAUCUUGUA
Molecule: messenger RNA, 5576 nt
Organism: Venturia canescens
Lineage: Eukaryota; Metazoa; Arthropoda; Insecta; Hymenoptera; Ichneumonidae
Gene: Trf2
Product: TATA box binding protein-related factor 2
Exons: 6
Coding region: 373-1254 (293 amino acids)
Biological process (GO): DNA-templated transcription initiation
Molecular function (GO): general transcription initiation factor activity; DNA binding
Source: RefSeq, a predicted model, not a curated record